This is a messenger RNA of Mesorhabditis belari, 330 nucleotides long. NCBI's taxonomy places the organism in Eukaryota, Metazoa, Nematoda, Chromadorea, Rhabditida, Rhabditidae. The record is from the annotation of a GenBank genome assembly.
AUGGCGAAUAUCCAAAAUCUCAACCGGCCACGUGAUGCUUUUGAGCAAUUAGAUGAUGACGAAGGAACUCGUCAGGGUUUCUGCCACAUUCGGAUACAACAACGUACAGGACGCAAGACGAUCACAACUGUGCAAGGAAUUGCUCCCGAAUACGAUCUCAAGAAGAUUGUCAGAUAUCUCAAGAAAGAAUACAACUGUAACGGUACGAUCGUCCAACACCCCGAAUACGGAGAGGUUAUGCAGCUCACCGGUGACCAGCGACAGCAAAUCAAGGAAUUUCUUUGCAAGGUUGGCAUCGUGAAGGAGGAGAACUGCAAAGUCCACGGAUUC